Capronia epimyces CBS 606.96 is the source of this 942-nucleotide messenger RNA. RefSeq lists its product as uncharacterized. Bases 1 to 942 code for a protein of 313 amino acids. NCBI's taxonomy places the organism in Eukaryota, Fungi, Ascomycota, Eurotiomycetes, Chaetothyriales, Herpotrichiellaceae. The record is from RefSeq and is a predicted model, not a curated record. The transcript has 4 exons. Gene Ontology annotation, molecular function: hydrolase activity.
AUGUCCCGCUCCGCAGCCCAUGACGAGCGAAACACCAGCUUUCGAGAAGCAUUUCGGACGCCCUUUGAGUUUGCGUCCAGUGCGGCACCAACUGCACAACUGGUCCAAACAGAGACGCAAAAGCUGAAACUCGAGCAUGACGUCGAGGACAUUCCAAACAGUAACGGUGCGCGAUUGCACUGGAUAGGGGACCGUUCAGCGGAGAAAGUCCUGCUCUACUUCCACGGUGGCGGCUUCUGCCUCCCUGCACUCAAUGGCCAUAUACUGUUUCUCAAUCAAACUCAACAGUAUCUCGAAUCCAAGGGAAAGAAAAUAGUGAUUGCAUUCCUUGAAUACAAUGGAUCAGAGGGAUCGAGAUACCCUGCGCAGAUCUUUCAAGGCACUGAAGCGUUACGCUUCGUUCUUGAGAAGGGAUGGAAGCCCUCCAAUAUCGUCAUCGGGGGAGACUCUGCAGGGGCCAAUCUAGCCAUUACCACCAUCUCGGUGGUCCUGCAUUCCUUUCCAGGAAUCCCUCCCUUGAGUCUCAGUGGCCACCUCGCCGGCCUCCUGCUCAUAUCAGCCUGGAUCGGCUUCAGCAGGGACACCCAGUCUUGGACCGAGAAUGCAGACAAAGACUGCAUUCCCGCGGAGUGUGCCAUCCAACUCACCGACGCCUACGCCGACCCAGCCGACCGCAACAACUACUCGGAACCCGGGCAAGCCGACGUCUCGUGGUGGAAGGGCUUACCGGCGGAUCGCAUCCUGAACGUCUAUGGGGGUGCUGAAGUGCUCCGAGACCACAUUGCUGAGCUUGGUGACAAGCUGGAGAAAGCCGGCAACCGGGUCGAAAAUGUGGAAUGUCCCUUGGAAGUCCAUAUCGAUUGUAUUCUGGACGCCAUGUCCGGAUUGGACGCUGGCUUGAUGUCUACUAAGGUGUGGGAGUGGCUGAGCAGUGUGCUGUAG